GAGUCUACUAAUUCCAACAGAAAGCAAAAGCCGAAUAAGACACUAGACGUAGUCCAGUACAUUCCAAAGCCCAAGGAAAAAUGGGAUGAUAGAGAUUGCAAAAAGCACAACCUGGAUAACGUCGCCAAAGCAGCCAUCUUCAAGACACUUGACCCCAUCACCUUCUCCAAAAUUAAGCACCUCAAGACUGCCAUGGAGAUAUGGCAAGGUCUUGGGAAGCUAUGUGAGGGUUCAGAGGACUUGAGAAAGCAGAAGAUAGAAGUCCUGCUUGAGAAGUUCAAAAGCUUCAAAAUGCUUCCCGGAGAAUCAU
Messenger RNA from Cuscuta campestris, 310 nucleotides. The record is from the annotation of a GenBank genome assembly. NCBI's taxonomy places the organism in Eukaryota, Viridiplantae, Streptophyta, Magnoliopsida, Solanales, Convolvulaceae.